GGCGGGGCAGGCGGGGUAUGGUUUCCUGGAGAGCGCAUCUGUCUCCGUGCUUGAGGCCGGAGGGUUGCUGGGUCACUAUUCCCGGACCGCACUGCCAGGGGCUGGGCCGAGUACGAGAGCCGCAUCGCCUCGCUGGCACCUUCCAGGCUGCCUUCUGAGGCCUUGAACCUGGCCCCAUCUGGCGCUCCUGUUCGCCCCGCUGCGACCCUAGCGCCCGAUAUCCUCCCCGCGGACCGUCCGGAGGGUCCAGGCCCCAUUGUCCUUGUCCCCACCGCGGCCACAGGCCCCUUGAGCGCUAGCCCUCCCCACUCCCCUUCCCAGGCAGGGCCACCAACGCCUCCAGCAGCUGCUCUUCUCCUGUCUGGUCCGUGGAUGUGGUUGGUUACCAUGGUGAAGCUGGCAGCCAAAUGUAUCCUGGCAGGAGACCCAACCGUGGGCAAGACCGCCCUGGCCCAGAUCUUCCGCAGUGACGGAGCCCAUUUCCAGAAGAACUACACCCUGACAACAGGGGUGGAUCUGGUGGUGAAGACGGUGCCAGUCCCUGACACAGGGGACAGUGUGGAACUCUUCAUUCUUGACUCGGCCGGCAAGGAGCUGUUUUCUGAAAUGCUGGAUAAAUUGUGGGAGAGUCCCAACCUCUUGUGUCUCGUCUACGACGUGACCAACGAGCAGUCCUUCACCAACUGCAGCAAGUGGCUGGAGAAGGCUCGGUCACAGAUUCCAGGCGCCACCCUCCCAGGUGUGCUGGUGGGGAACAAGACAGACCUGGCCAGCAGGCGAGUGGUGGAGUCGGCCCAGACCCGGGCAUGGGCACUGGGCCAAGGCCUGGAAUGUUUUGAAACAUCUGUGAAGGAGAUGGAAAACUACGAAGCCCCCUUCCACUACCUGGCCAAGCAGUUUCACCACCUGUACCGGGAGAAGCUGGAGGUUUUCCAGGCGCUGGUGUGAGGGGCUGCCUGGACCAUUCCCCGCGAUGGAACCUGGCCGCGGGCUCCAUCUCCUCGGAAGAUGGGAGAAGAUGGAGUUGCCUGGGCACUUCCAAUCUAUCGUGACAGCUUUAAAUAAAACGAGGAGAAAAAUGGAGAA
Molecule: messenger RNA, 1086 nt
Organism: Balaenoptera ricei (Rice's whale)
Lineage: Eukaryota; Metazoa; Chordata; Mammalia; Artiodactyla; Balaenopteridae
Gene: IFT27
Product: intraflagellar transport 27
Exons: 7
Coding region: 373-948 (191 amino acids)
Cellular component (GO): Golgi apparatus
Molecular function (GO): GTPase activity; GTP binding
Source: RefSeq, a predicted model, not a curated record